CUCUCUCUCUCCACUCACACCCAACAGGAGUACGACUACUCCCGAUCGGGAAACCCGACCCGCAAAUGCCUGGAGACAGCGUUGGCCGCACUGGAGAGCACCCGAUACGCGCUGGCCUUUGGCUCAGGUAUGGCCGCAACCGUCACGUGCGGACACCUUUUAUCGGCCGGCGAGCACGUGCUCUCCUGCGACGACAUAUACGGCGGUAGUCACCGGUAUUUCACGCGAUGUCUGCGCCCACAGGGCUUUGACGUGACACUCGCCGAUUUUACCGACUUGUCCGCAGUGGCCGCCAAUAUCCGCCCCAAUACGCGGCUCCUGUGGGUCGAGACCCCGUCUAACCCACUCAUGAAACUCGUCGAUCUGAAAGCCCUGUGCGAACUCCGGGACCGAUUGGCUCCGGAGGCCAUCAUCGCUGUGGACAACACUUUUAUGAGUCCACUGUUUCAGCGGCCGCUAGACUUUGGCGCCGAUCUGUCCGUACAUUCAGUCACCAAAUAUAUCAACGUCCUAUCCAUCCGUCCCAACACGACAGGCCAUUCAGACGUGAUUAUGGGCGCUGUUAUGACCAAUCGGGAAGACUUGUACUCAAAGCUGGCUUUUCUCCAAAACGCUUUGGGAACAGUUAGCUCUCCGUUUGACUGUUUCCUCGCCAAUCGGGGCCUCAAGACUCUGAGCGCUCGAAUGGCUGUCCACCAAACCAACGGUCUAUCCGUCGCCCGUUUCUUAGAGUCACAUCCGAUGAUCACUCAAGUCCUCCAUCCGAGCCUCGAGUCUCACCCCCAGUACGAGUUGGCCCGCAGACAGUGCCGGGGCUUUAGUGGAAUGAUAUCGUUCCGACUGAAGGGAUCAGUUAAUCAAACGAAGACAUUCCUCGAGAGUCUAAAACUCUUCAAACUGGUGGUGAGUUUGGGAUCAGUCGAGUCUCGAGUGGAACUGCCGGCCCGUAUGUCACACCUGUCUGUCCCGAGAGAGCAUCUGAAGGCACUGGGAAUUGACGACCAAUUACUCCGUCUGUCGGUCGGCAUCGAAGACACCGAUGAUCUGAUCCAAGACUUGGCCACAGCUCUGAAGUGCGCCCAACAGACCAUUGAAAACGGUUUUAAGUGACCGUAGUUUUUGUUUUUAAUCAUUAUAAUUAAUGAUUUAAUUAUUGUAUAAUCUAUUAAAUGGGUUAGGG
Medioppia subpectinata is the source of this 1180-nucleotide messenger RNA. Lineage: Eukaryota; Metazoa; Arthropoda; Arachnida; Sarcoptiformes; Oppiidae. The record is from the annotation of a GenBank genome assembly.